This is a messenger RNA of Carassius gibelio (silver crucian carp), 447 nucleotides long. Its product is annotated as histone H2A. The coding region runs from base 24 to 410 and encodes 128 amino acids. Lineage: Eukaryota; Metazoa; Chordata; Actinopteri; Cypriniformes; Cyprinidae. The transcript has a single exon. The record is from RefSeq and is a predicted model, not a curated record. Gene Ontology annotation, molecular function: structural constituent of chromatin; DNA binding; protein heterodimerization activity. Gene Ontology annotation, cellular component: nucleosome.
UAGCUACUGCGUGAGCUCCAAAAAUGAGUGGAAGAGGCAAAACCGGUGGUAAGGCCAGAGCCAAGGCUAAGACUCGUUCUUCCAGAGCAGGACUUCAGUUCCCCGUCGGUCGUGUUCACAGACUCCUCCGCAAAGGGAACUACGCAGAGCGCGUCGGUGCCGGUGCUCCGGUGUAUCUGGCCGCUGUACUCGAGUACCUGACUGCAGAGAUCCUGGAGCUGGCUGGAAACGCCGCUCGGGACAACAAGAAGACCCGUAUCAUCCCCCGUCACCUGCAGCUGGCGGUGCGUAACGACGAGGAGCUCAACAAACUCCUGGGUGGAGUGACCAUCGCUCAGGGCGGCGUGCUGCCCAACAUCCAGGCCGUGCUUCUGCCCAAGAAGACCGAGAAGCCCGCCAAGACCAAAUAAACAGAACAAUACACCAUUCACAAAGGCUCUUUUCAGA